Meriones unguiculatus (Mongolian gerbil) is the source of this 1416-nucleotide messenger RNA. RefSeq names its product MIF4G domain containing (gene Mif4gd). Bases 238 to 906 code for a protein of 222 amino acids. Gene Ontology annotation, cellular component: cytosol. The record is from RefSeq and is a predicted model, not a curated record. The transcript has 6 exons. NCBI's taxonomy places the organism in Eukaryota, Metazoa, Chordata, Mammalia, Rodentia, Muridae. Gene Ontology annotation, biological process: regulation of translational initiation. Gene Ontology annotation, molecular function: protein binding; RNA binding; translation activator activity.
GAGGCUCCUUCCACGCAGCUCGGCCCGGGAGUCUCUGACCCAGUUCACCUGAGCCCCGCAAAGGGACAUGGUGACACUGGCGGGGCCUGUGACCCGGCAAGACCGAGGGCUUCAUGCGGAACGGAGAGCAGGCCCGGCCCAGAGCUCGAGGGCCUUUGCGGUCAGAAACGAGGCGGAGUUGCGACCGGUGCUGUCAUUACUCUCAGGCCAGUGAAAAACCUCUGGGGCUAGGCCGUCAUGGGAGAGGCCAGCAGAGAUGAGUAUAAAAUCCAGUCUUUUGACGCAGCGACUCAGCAGCUGCUGAAGACGGCGCUCAAAGAUCCAGGUGCUGUGGACUUGGAGAAAGUGGCCAAUGUGAUUGUGGACCAUUCUCUGCGGGACUGUGUGUUCAGCAAGGAAGCAGGACGGAUGUGCUACGCCAUCAUACAGGCCGAGAGUAAACAAGCAGGCCAGAGUGUCUUCCGGCGUGGGCUCCUCAACCGGCUGCAGCAGGAGUAUGAGGCCCGGGAGCAGCUGCGAGCAUGCUCCCUGCAGAGCUGGGUCUGCUAUGUCACCUUUAUCUGCAACAUCUUUGACUACCUAAGGGUGAACAACAUGCCCAUGAUGGCCCUGGUUAACCCUGUCUAUGACUGUCUCUUCCAGCUGGCCCAGCCUGAGAGUCUGAGCAGGGAAGAGGAGGUGGACUGCCUGGUGCUGCAGCUGCACCGGGUUGGGGAGCAGCUGGAGAAGAUGAAUGGGCAGCGCAUGGAUGAGCUCUUUAUCCUAAUCCGGGAUGGCUUCCUGCUCCCAAUAGACCUCAGCUCCCUGGCCCGGCUGCUGCUGCUGGAGAUCAUCGAGUUCCGGGCAGCUGGCUGGAAGACCACGUCCGCUGCCCACAAGUAUUACUAUAGUGAGGUUUCUGACUAAGCUGGGCUCCCAUGGGCCUAUGGCUGCACACACCUUCCCGUGACACUACUUUCCAGCUGGCACCAGAAUCAUUGUCUCUCUUAGUCCCUUCUAGAUUCUUCUAUGACUGCCCUCUUCCCUUCCCACUCUGGAGUUUGGAAACCAAAACAGCCCGGGUCUCCUAGCUGGAGACUGUCCUGUUUCCGCACUGCCUCCAAGUCCUUUUAGCUUCUUUUCUUUCUCCCACCACCUGGGCCAGGCAGGGAAAGGCAACUAACAACCACUGAACUGUGUAACCACUGAUGCAACACUACCUUGGUGCCUCAAGUUUCCCCAUCUGUAAAAACGGGCAAUUACAGCUGUUGGUGGGAUGCUUUGGGAUGUUAAGGGGAAGACACAAUAGUGUUUUAUACAUUUUGCAGAGACGGCUGUGCAGAUAAGCUUAUAUCCUGCAGUCGGUUUUUUUCGUGAGUGGCAAUGCCUCACCAGGUUGGGGUGAAGGUUUUCUAAUAAAUCUUUUCUGAAACCAAA